AGCAUGAACUUCAGCGUGAGGAAAAAGAAGCUUCUUUGACGUCAGCCACGCUAGAUUUCAGCAAUCCAAGAUGGCGGAGGUGAGCGGGUUGAGGAGCAGAAAUCACUUCGAACCCAACUGCAAAAGCCGAGUCGUUGACGAAGGCUUGAGUGGUGUGGAGGAUGUCCCCAUUUUUCGGCAUAAAUCAAAGCCUCCUUUAGCCAAGCCUGAAGACCUGGAUGAUGAAUUGCUUCCCAGGACCAUGGCCUCAAACUCGGGCAAAAAUGCCAGCCUCACCCCCUCACCAGAUGAAGGGAUUCACGAAGAGGAGGCAGUGAUAGAGGAAGAAAAAGCCAGGCCCAUCCAGAUUGUCCUGGCCAAUGAGGAUGAGCACAGCUUCGAGCUGGACGCCGCAGCGCUGGAGAAGAUCCUGCUGCAAGAUCAUGUGAAGGACCUGAAUGUGGUCGUGGUGUCUGUGGCCGGGGCUUUCCGCAAGGGCAAGUCCUUCCUGCUGGAUUUCAUGCUGCGAUACAUGCACAAUCAGCAGAGUGAGCCGUGGAUUGGAGGUGAUGAUGAGCCCCUGACGGGGUUCACCUGGAGAGGAGGCUGCGAGAGGGAGACCACAGGAAUUCAGAUCUGGAGUGAGGUGUUUGUGGUCGACAAGCCAGAUGGCAGCAAGGUAGCAGUACUUCUUGUUGACACUCAGGGAGCGUUUGACAGCCAGUCCACCAUUAAGGACUGUGCUACUGUGUUUGCCCUUAGCACAAUGACCAGCUCUGUACAGGUGUACAAUCUCUCCCAGAACAUCCAGGAGGAUGAUCUGCAGCAUCUGCAGCUCUUCACAGAAUAUGGUCGGCUGGCAAUGGAAGAGAUCUACCUGAAACCUUUUCAGUCCCUGAUGUUCCUGAUUCGGGACUGGAGUUAUCCUUAUGAACAUGACUAUGGCCUGGAAGGAGGCAACACCUUUCUGGAGAGAAGACUACAGGUAAAACAGAACCAACAUGAAGAAUUGCAAAAUGUGAGGAAGCACAUCCACUCCUGCUUCUCAAACAUCGGCUGCUUCCUGCUGCCUCAUCCCGGCCUCAAGGUCGCCACCAACCCGUACUUUGACGGCAGGCUGAGAGACAUCGAUGGUGAUUUUAAGAGGGAGCUGGCCAAGCUGGUGCCUCUCCUCCUGGCCCCAGAUCGACUGGUAGAGAAGGAGAUCGGAGGCAACAAAGUCACCUGCAGAGAUCUCCUGGAGUAUUUCAAGGCUUACAUAAAGAUCUACCAAGGUGAGGAGCUGCCUCACCCGAAGUCCAUGCUGCAGGCAACAGCAGAGGCCAAUAACUUGACUGCUGUGGCAGGAGCCAAAGACAUGUACAGCAAGAGCAUGGAGCAGGUCUGCGGCGGGGACAAGCCAUACAUCGCCCCGGCUGACCUGGAGCGUUGCCACGGGGAGUUUCGCGAGCACUCGGUGCGUUACUUCCGCUCUGUGAAGAAAAUGGGCGGCGAGGAAUUCUGCCAGCGCUACCAGAACCAGCUGGAGUCCGAGCUGGACGAAGCCUUCACCAACUUCUCCAAACACAACGACGGCAAAAACAUCUUCUAUGCAGCACGCACACCCGCCACGCUGUUUGCGGUCAUGUUCGUGACCUACGUGGUGUCUGGGGUGACAGGCUUCAUCGGUCUUAGCACCUUAGCAGUGCUGGCUAACCUGGUCAUGGGCGUGGCGCUGCUGUCCCUCUGCGCCUGGGCGUACGUGAAGUAUUCUGGAGAGUUUCGGGAGGUGGGAACGAUGAUCGAUCUGGUGGCUGAGACACUGUGGGAACAGGUUUUGAAGCCGCUAAGUGAACAUUAUAUGGAAGACAACGUCAGACAGACGGUGGUUAACUCUAUCAAAGCCAGCCUGACAGAACAGGGCUCGCAGCACACCAAGUUAAAGACUCACUGACGCUCUUCCUCCUCCUCUUUCUCCCUCGUCAUGUUCAUUACCCGCCCCCCACCCCUACCCCCGCCCACUCGCUCAAUGUGUUCAGUCCUAGAACUGUGGAACUAGUUCAACACCAAAGCUGCCCCUCUUACCCCCCCCACAAUCAUCACAUCACUGACCCGUCUUUUCAUGAGCAGCGUGGACCUGUAGGCUCGCCGUCUGUCCUGUUCUUCAUCGCCCCCCAGUGCCUCAGAGCAGAAACUCCAUGUUCAUGAGAGGACUGAGCAGAGAAGCCGGCAGCGUCGCCUCUUGCCAAAACAGGACCUGAAGGAAGGUCAUCUUUCUCCUGUGUGCCACGCUGUGAUAGAUGUUUUAAUGCGCACUGUAGGCUGACACAAACACAUACACACUUACACACACAGGUUUGCUGGUACCGGACUGCACUUCAGGACUGAGCUGUAAUUCAGGGAAAACUGACACCGCUGUGGGCAGCUGUUAUCAACAGUGGAUGCAAACUGAAACACUUUUCUGUGCAUUUAAUCGAUUUGUCUUACAGGCUGGACAGUUCCGAGCUCAGCUUACUUUCUCUUCAGCCUGUUGAGUAACGUUUCCUACAAGCACAAGUGACUAAUCGACUGAGAAAACUAAUACUGAGGUGAUGUUUUCUUUCUAUCUUCUAUCUUUUUUUUUUUUUUUCUUUUUUUUUUGUUAAUUCAGUAAAAUCAGGAAACUUAUUUUAUUAAUUCUACUGAAGUGAAAGUAAAUUGACUGUUCUGGUCAUGGACAGGCUGGACAGGCUAAUUUAACUGUUAAAUUUCCAGCCUGCUCUGUUCUGCUAAAUUGAUCUCUCCUUCUAUAAAUCUGACAAGAAGAGAUGAGUGCAGGAAAUCAAGUAAAACUUGUUUGUUUGUUUUUUCUGAUAUACUAGUAGUUCACUUGCCUGCCUCCAUUCAUUCAGUUUUUUCACACUAAAUUUGGAAGGUGCGUUAACCAGGUAACAUUUGUCAUAAUCAAACUGGGCUCAGGUUGCUUCUAGAUAAACCCUCUGUACACAUCUGUCUUUCCCUUUAAUACUUUGUGAUUGUGAGAAGAGAACUGUAGAAAGCCUCAGGCCGCUCAGAUUAUUAUUAUUAUUAUUAUUUUUUGGUCUGUUGUUAUUUUCAAACUGACGUGUUUUAUCUGGCCUUUAGUGUCUUUGUGCCAGUGUUUGGCCCUCUGCAUGGUGUUAAGAGCUACUGUAGCAUCUAGCUAACUAAGAGCUUUUAGAGCACAGCUAAAGUCGUUUAGCCAGGGAGGGUUGACAUUUUGAACCAUUUUCUCUUCCACUGCCUUUCAUUAAAUCACACUAGCAUCACAUUUUUAGGACCUGCAGACUGUAUGUUUGAGUCAUGUUUUUAGGGUAUUUUGGGGAGAUGUAGAUCUUUCAUAGCUCAAACCCCAAUUAAAGGAAUACAAGACAUUUAUUCACUUUCUUGGCAAGAGUUAAAUAAGAGGAUUGAUGCUACUCAUGUCUGUAUGAUGAAUAUGAAGCUACAGCCAGUUAGCUUAGCUUAGCAUAAAGGGUGGAAACAGGGAAACAGCUAGCUUGGCUCUGUAAAAAUGUAAAAAGAAAUCAAAUACAAAUAUGCCUACCAGCUAAGUAGCAUUUUUUUUUAUCUUGCUUGUUUAAUUUAAACAAAAUCAUGCAGAGUCAUAGGUUUUUUCUUACACUUUAAUCAAUCAAGAUAAAAGGUGCUAAUUAGGCUUUAAAGGUGCUGGUAGGCAUACCUUACAUUUGACAGAGCUAGGCUAGCUGUUUCUCUGUGUUUCCAGUCUUAAUGCUAAGCUAGGCUAACUGGCUGCCCACUGCAGCGUUAUAUUUAAACUGACAGACAUGCCAAGCGUAUUUCCCAAAAUGUUAAACUGUUCCUUUAACAGACAAUCGAUUAUUUUAUCCGCACAUUUUUUUUCCUUUCUCUGAAAAUAAAUCAAAAUCACUGGACUCUUAUCCUUCUCUCCAGUGAAGCAUAGGAUUAUGUAGUCCUCCAUCAGAGCUGAGUCUCCCAAAAGCAGCUUGAUAAAAUGUGAUUCCUCCACAACAGGAACCUGACUUGAUGAAGAAACCUGCCCCUUUAUUUUUUUUAACUUUAGCUAACACAUUAACAGCUGCAUCACAUCUGUCUGAGCUCUUUUGCAUUGAUUCCAUCCACAGUAUUUCUCACCUCAAGCACCAGUCUCGUACUGUACAGUCUCUCUUUUUCUGUGUUCACAUAUUACAGAAUCGGGCAUGUAUGUUGGAUUAAAUAUUUAAAUAAACUUUGUAUACAUUUUAUAGUGAAUCAGUUGACAGUGGCUGUUUUCUUUCUUUUCUUGAUCAACUUAACAGUCUGGUUUGUUAAAGAAUGAUAAGUUGCUGCUAUAGGGUUUACAUCAGUUUUCUCAUUUUCAUGAGGAUGGAUGUUAAUAAAAACGUGUGAAUAUUUGGAUUCUGAUAGGAAGCUGUUUUGAUUGUGACGAGUGGGUUGGAGACGAUGUCUGUCUGCCUUUUAAAGAUAUCUCUGGUAAUUUAUUUUUGAAUAAAAUGUUUACCUUAAGAAUAAAUCAUCAAUAUAA
This is a messenger RNA of Lates calcarifer (barramundi perch), 4483 nucleotides long. Its product is annotated as atlastin-2. Gene Ontology annotation, molecular function: GTP binding; GTPase activity. Gene Ontology annotation, biological process: protein homooligomerization; endoplasmic reticulum organization. NCBI's taxonomy places the organism in Eukaryota, Metazoa, Chordata, Actinopteri, Centropomidae. The transcript is spliced from 14 exons. The coding region runs from base 71 to 1912 and encodes 613 amino acids. The record is from RefSeq and is a predicted model, not a curated record.